Saccharomyces eubayanus is the source of this 996-nucleotide messenger RNA. RefSeq names its product SUN family protein NCA3 (gene NCA3). The record is from RefSeq and is a predicted model, not a curated record. Gene Ontology annotation, cellular component: cell surface; fungal-type cell wall. The transcript has a single exon. The coding region runs from base 1 to 996 and encodes 331 amino acids. NCBI's taxonomy places the organism in Eukaryota, Fungi, Ascomycota, Saccharomycetes, Saccharomycetales, Saccharomycetaceae. Gene Ontology annotation, biological process: fungal-type cell wall organization.
AUGAAGUUUUCCACAGCUGCGUUAUUAUCUUCCGUCGCUUCCGUGGCUCUUGCUGCUCCCGCUCCUGCUGACGGCCAUCAUGGAGACCACCACAAGGACGGAAAGCCUGCCGUCGUCACCGUCACCCAGUAUAUAGAGUCCAAUGCCGAUGCUACGGCCGCUGCGCCUUCUGCCGCCACUACCACCACUUUGACCUCUUCGGAACACAAGCGUGGUAACGGGUUCCAGGACGGUACCGUCAAAUGUUCCGACUUUCCCUCCGCCAACGGUGUAGUUUCCUUGGAUUGGCUAGGAUAUGGUGGAUGGGCCUCAGUGAUGGACAUGGACGCCAAUUACUCGUCGGAAUGUCAAGACGGGUACUACUGUUCCUACGCUUGCGAACCCGGUAUGUCGAAGACUCAAUGGCCUUCUAACCAGCCAAGCGACGGCAAAUCCAUCGGUGGUCUGUUGUGUAAAAACGGUUAUCUGUACCGUACCAACACGGACACUAGCGACUUGUGUUCGACUGACCAGACAUCUGCCAAGGCUGUCAACAAGAAAUCCGACUCCAUCGCUCUUUGUAGAACUGAUUACCCAGGCUCUGAAAACAUGGUCAUUCCCACUCUAGUGGAUGGGGGUGAUUCCCAACCCAUCUCCGUUAUCAAUGAGGACACUUAUUUCCAAUGGCAGGGUAAAAAGACAUCCGCUCAAUACUACGUUAACAAUGCAGGUGUUUCCGUAGAGGAUGGUUGUAUCUGGGGCACUUCUGGUUCAGACGUCGGCAACUGGGCUCCAAUAGUCUUGGGUGCUGGUUACACCAAUGGCGAAGCGUAUCUGUCGUUGAUUCCAAACCCUAACAGUAACGAAGCUGCUAACUUCAACGUCAAAAUUGUUGCAUCCAACGGUGGUGACGUUCAAGGUAACUGUGCCUAUGAAGACGGUUCCUUCACCGGCGAUGGUUCUGAUGGCUGUACAGUCUCCGUUCUAUCUGGUUCUGCUGAAUUUGUCUUCUAUUAA